Molecule: messenger RNA, 801 nt
Organism: Thermothielavioides terrestris NRRL 8126
Lineage: Eukaryota; Fungi; Ascomycota; Sordariomycetes; Sordariales; Chaetomiaceae
Exons: 2
Coding region: 1-531 (176 amino acids)
Source: RefSeq, a predicted model, not a curated record
AUGCCAAGUUCCAACAACCUCCCGCCUGCGCGUAGCCUACUCGAGAAAGCCGGCCCGUGCACCGGACUGCCAGUGCUCCUCCUGCGCGGCUGGCCCUCCGACAUCCUCAGCUACGCCCACAUCGCGCCAGCGCUGGCCUCGGCGGGCUACCGCGUCGUCGUGCCGUACCUGCGCGGCAACGGGCCGACGAACUUUCAGGCGGCGCUCGGGGCCGACGUGGUCGAGCUGCUCGACGCGCAGCGCAUCCCGCGCGUCAUCUUGGCCAGCUUCGACUGGGGUUGGGGUAGGGGGGGUUGGGGUUGGGGGCCAACUUCGCGCGCGCGCCGCCCGGGCGGCGCUGCGCCGGCCUCGUUCUCGGUCAACGGCUACCUGGUCCAGGGCCUCGACCACGCGUCGCAGCCGCUGGACGUGCCGGUCGAGGCCGGCUUCUGUCCUUCACGGGGCCGAGGGUCCAUCACCAACCAGGUCGCGGGGGCCGGACGCAACCCGCCGCAGGAGAAGCCGCAGGCGUUCGUGGACGCUGCUCUGUAGCACAGUAGGUGGCAAAACUGGCCAGAGUCUCGCACUAAAUACUUUAGUGGCUCGGCUGGGUGAGAAAGAGGGGAGGGUUGGGGCGGACGAGUGGAGAUCCGCGCCCUGGAUGAAGCACUGGCCGUGUUUCACUUUCAUUAAAGAACAGUUACUUCGCAAUUCAGCGUCCAUAUCAGUGCUACCGCCACCACGGAACAAGUAAGAUCGGCUGAGGGCGAGUGUGGAACCAGGUGUCGGACUACUACCCCAAGUACAUUACUUUGUAGUAAC